UUUAUCAAAGACCCUAGCCGAGAAGACAGCAUGGGCCUUAGCCAUGGAUCGAGGUGUGAACAUGGUUUCCAUAAACGGAGGGUUCCUGAUGGCUUCUCCUCACCUAACAAUCAAAAACCCAUAUUUGAAAGGAGCAGCUGAGAUGUACGAAGAUGGUGUAUUUGUUACUGUGGAUCUCAACUUCAUUAUGGACUCUCACAUCUGCAUCUUUGAAAAUGUCUCAUCUUAUGGCCGAUAUCUCUGCUUCAACCAUGUCAUCAGUUGCAACAAAGAUGCCACUAAGCUUGCUCACAUAUUAUUGCCACCCUCUGAAGCCUGUUCUCCUGAAAGAUUGGAGGACACAAGAGUGUACCAGCAAAGAAUAAGCAACAGGAAACUAAACAAAUUGAUGGUGGAUUUUGAAAGUUGACCUCGGGAAGAUUGAUUUGCAGCUUCAACAAGCAGAGACCAUCUCUUUCUUUCUUUCUUUUUUUGGGUAUGCUGAGGUUUCUUUUAAUUUUGGUAUAAUUUCGUUACUAAAAGGUGAAAAAUUAGCUUUUUUAUUUUUUA
Molecule: messenger RNA, 549 nt
Organism: Quercus robur (English oak)
Lineage: Eukaryota; Viridiplantae; Streptophyta; Magnoliopsida; Fagales; Fagaceae
Product: cinnamoyl-CoA reductase 1-like
Exons: 2
Coding region: 44-409 (121 amino acids)
Source: RefSeq, a predicted model, not a curated record